Messenger RNA from Colletes gigas, 2551 nucleotides. Its product is annotated as protein tumorous imaginal discs, mitochondrial. The transcript has 5 exons. Gene Ontology annotation, biological process: mitochondrion organization; response to heat; protein folding. NCBI's taxonomy places the organism in Eukaryota, Metazoa, Arthropoda, Insecta, Hymenoptera, Colletidae. The coding region runs from base 1 to 1566 and encodes 521 amino acids. Gene Ontology annotation, cellular component: mitochondrion. Gene Ontology annotation, molecular function: ATP binding; heat shock protein binding. The record is from RefSeq and is a predicted model, not a curated record.
AUGUGUCUUUUACUCAACAUGGCGACCGGCAAAGGGCUUACGAUUGUAUUUCGACCAAAAACUUUUAGUUUAAUCAACAGUGGUAUUCUAAAUAAAUUGUCGUGUGGUAUUGUGCAAAGAUGUAACACAUGUCACCGAUCUAUCACAACAGUAGCGUUGGGUGUCCGCAAUUGGAACUCAAAGAAAAUAGGAAAAUGUAACGUAGGACAUUUCGCUCAAACCCAAAGAGAAAUACAUACUACAAAUCAGCUUUUAAAACUUGAUUAUUAUGAGAUAUUAGGUGUAUCUAAAAAUGCUUCGGCAAAGGACAUUAAGAAGGCAUAUUAUCAAUUGGCUAAAAAAUAUCAUCCUGAUACAAAUAAAGGAGAUCCAAAUGCUAGUAAAAAAUUUCAAGAGGUUUCUGAAGCUUACGAAGUAUUAAGCGAUGAUAAUAAAAGAAAAGACUAUGAUACAUGGGGAGAAUCUGCUCAUCGAAUGGGAAUGGGGAAUUCUCAGGGUCAAGCCAAAGAUUAUGGAACUAACUGGGAGUACCCAUCAUCUGCUAAUCCAGAAGAGUUAUUUAGAUCAAUCUUUGGAGAUGAUGCUUUUCGAUCUAAUAUUUUUAAUCGUUUUGAUGAUUAUGCUGAAACGAAAUCUGGUUUUGGAGCAGCUCAAGAGGUUAUUAUGAAUUUAACAUUUUCGCAAGCUGCCAGAGGUGUAAAUAAAGAUGUUCAACUGAAUGUAAUCGAUACGUGCCCAAAAUGUAAAGGUUCCCGUUGUGAGAUAGGUACAAAAGCAGUUAAGUGCCAACAUUGUAAUGGCACUGGAAUGGAAACGAUUGGUAAUGGUCCUUUUGUGAUGCGCUACACUUGUCGUUAUUGUCGCGGCGACAAGGUAUUUAUUAAAUUUCCGUGUCAGGAAUGUGACGGAAAAGGACAAUCGGUGCAAAGAAAAAAAAUAACAGUUCCAGUUCCAGCUGGUAUUGAAGAUGGUCAAACAAUUCGAAUGACUGUGGGUAACAAAGAAGUGUUUAUAACAUUCCGAGUGGAAAAAUCGAAAUACUUUCGUAGAGAUGGAUCAGACAUACAUACAGAUGCUGAAAUUUCGUUAUCACAAGCAGUACUUGGUGGCACAAUAAGAAUUGAAGGCAUUUAUGAGGAUCAUACUAUACAAAUACAGUCUGGUACUUCAUCCCAUACUAAAAUUAGACUGAAUGGAAAAGGAGUGAAAAAGGUGAAUGGCGUAGGAUGUGGAGACCAUUAUGUACACAUUAAAAUAUCAGUACCUACAAAAUUAAAUAACAAACAAUUGGCUUUACUGCAAGCUUAUGCCGAGCUUGAGACUGAUACUCCUGGCAGUAUAUAUGGUAUAACACACAAAACAGAUGGUACAAAAGAAAGUUAUAUUGGUCCUCUCGAGUUAGUAGAAUCCAUACGAAUAGCAUUAAGUAAUGGAGAUAUUUCUAAUACACAAAAUUCAUUUCCAAAAACUGAAGAUUCUGGAGCUAAGCCACGAAAUAAUACGAAAUCGAAAUACGAUAGUUCGAAAAAUGAAGACGUUAACACAAAGCAAAGACAAACAUCAUAAUAUUAUGACACUAUUAGAUUUUGUGAGUGGUAGCAAAUUAUUCGUUCACGUCAGCUGUGGAAGAAAUAACGUUCGAAAUUAAUAAAAGUAAAAGUUAAUUGCUAUGUAAUAGAAUCUAUAUUGCCGCUGCCAACAUUAAUACAAUACGGAACAAAGUCGACUGCAACUUGAUGUGUUUAUUACAAAUGCAAUUGUAUGCUAAUGUUUUCGUUUAUUUAAUCUAUACAUACUUGACUUUAAAAAACUUGUACAUAUUACCACAAAUGUGUUGCUCGAUUUCCGAUUGAUAGAAUGCGAUUGGAUGCGCAAAAUUGAUUUUCGAUGAUUCCGACACAUUUGUGGAAGUAUAAAUAAAUUUCUUUUUAAACCAAAGUACAUCGGCAAUUGAUACAAUUUACCGAGUAAGUUACAUGUGUAUCCAUAAAAAAAAAAUUGAUGAUAAAAGGUCGUCUUAAUAAUAUCUAUAAUACAUGUAUAAUAAAUUAUACAAUGUGUUAUAUUUACACUUAUGGUCAACCAUUAGGUCCUUUACUUUCAUACUAUCCAAAACGAAUUCAUAAUGCAAUGAUGCCUUGGAAAUUGGCCGGUUGCUAUCCCUACCAGUUCUUAAAACUGACUACCUACUUGCACCGUGUUAUGUAUGUCUAUCUCACUUACACUUUCUGAAAGAAAGAGACGCGCGGGACUUUCUGAAAGAUUUCCCUCUAACUUUAGCUAAUUUCAGUCCCAAACAUCGCCCAAUAUCCAAGGCAUUAUUGUAUGCACAAUUAAACAUGCAUGUAUGCAAGUAAACAUAGGAGAAAGGAUGAAUAGGUGCAAAGAAAACAUUAUGUAAAUAUAAAUAGAAUUUAUUAUUUUAUUCAAAUUGUUUACACGUGUAAAAGAAAGACAAAUAAUUUAGUUUGUGUAGGUAUGGUUACAUUUAAUGUUGAAAGUCUCUUUUCAACAAUUUUCUUUUUCAUUUUUUCCAUUCCCUUAGACAUGU